Arabidopsis lyrata subsp. lyrata is the source of this 961-nucleotide messenger RNA. Its product is annotated as protein transport protein yos1. The coding region runs from base 633 to 869 and encodes 78 amino acids. Gene Ontology annotation, biological process: endoplasmic reticulum to Golgi vesicle-mediated transport. The record is from RefSeq and is a predicted model, not a curated record. Gene Ontology annotation, cellular component: Golgi membrane; COPII-coated ER to Golgi transport vesicle; endoplasmic reticulum membrane. NCBI's taxonomy places the organism in Eukaryota, Viridiplantae, Streptophyta, Magnoliopsida, Brassicales, Brassicaceae. The transcript is spliced from 2 exons.
CUUCCUCUGCUUCUCUCUCCAACUGCUCAUUUCCGGCGAGGUGACACUUUCCCGGAAAAAAAUUGAACUUUGAAUUUUUUGAUGAAAAAAUCGAUCCUUUUUUCUGGAAAUCGUUCCUAGAUUCUGGUAAAUCUGGUUGCGAGAUUUGGGUUUUAUUUCUUUAGGUAGAUCAAUCAAUCAAUCAGCUGGCUUGGAUUUUACUAGAAAUCUUGGAUCUUUCGAUGAAACUAAACUUACGAUUGUGGUAAUCGAAUUGAUUUAACUAUUUAGAGAGAAGUUGGAUUACUCUAGUUUCUGAAUCUAGUUGGUUUGAUGGUAAUGGGUGGUCUGAGGUUUUUCUUUUUGCAAUUUCAAGACAACACUGAAACACAGGAAAACAGUUUUAUCUUUCAAGACACCAAAUAAUGAAAACUAGGACCUGCCUAGAUCACUGCAGAGCUUUAUAAGUAGUAUUGCAAUCGGUUCUUGUUCAUUAAUUGUUAGAUUCAAGAUUUUGCCUUGCUACCUUCUUUGCUUUCUUCUGAGAACGUUUAGGUACAAACCUAAGCUAAGAGUUCUCUAUCUUUCAGAACAUCAAAUAUUCAAAACCACUGUAGUUGCUCAUCCUUGUCCACUUUUUCCACAGAGAAAUCAUGGGGUUCUGGACACUAAUGGAAGGAUUGCUGCUAUUUGCAAACGCACUGGCUAUUCUCAACGAAGACCGUUUUCUAGCUCCCAAAGGAUGGACGCUUGCAGAACUCCACCAAACCGGCAAAAGAAACUCCCUCAAAGGCCAAAUCAUCGGUCUCAUCCACGCCUGCCAUUACAUGAGGCUUCCUCUUAUGCUCUUUAACUUAAUUGUCAUCGUCUUUAAGCUUUUCUCCGGUUAAAAUGAUCAAAUCCCUUCUUGAAUAAAUUCAAUCCAAACAUUUCUGCAACUUCAUAAGCAAUUCAUUCUAUAGUAUUUAACUUCAAAAGCUCA